AUGGUUAGAAAUGAAAAAAACGACGAUAAAAUGGGUUUGAAUCUACCCGAUAGAAUUUUAGAGCAGAUCAGAAAUGAAAAAUACGACGAAAAUGAUCCAAGAUUUACAACUAAUGAUAAUCAAAAUGGUAAGAAAAGGAAAUCAUCAAAAGUGCUAUCAAGAAAAGAGAAAAGAAAAUUACAGAGAACAUCAAAGAAGCAAAAACAGAGACCAAAUUCAAAGCAAAUACCAUCAGCAAAACAAACCCAAAGUAAAAAAUCAAGAAUACGAGGAGGCGAAGAAACUUCGAAUGAUCCAUUAGAGCAAUUAAAAAAGAUCAAAGAAUCGAAAACUAAAAAUAAUGGAAAGACAGAGGAAUAUAGAGUUGUAAAAGAAGACGAGUUGGAAGAAGAUGAUGAGGGUUUUGAGGAUUUUGAAGAAGAAGAAGAUGAUGAUGAUGAACCUGAUCCAUUAGAAACAUUACGAAAAUUGAAAGAGAAGAAAAAUGGAAAUAUUUCAAGUGAUAUCAGAAUAGUUGAAGAAGAUGAACUAGAAGAUGAUGACGAUGAAGAAGUUUUUAGUGAAGAUGAAUUGGAGGAAGAAGAAGAGGAUGAAUUAGAUCCUAUGGAAGCGUUAAGAAAAUUGAAGGAGAGUAAAUUCAAGACUACUACUUCAGAAAUACGGGUUGUUAAAGAAGAUGACUUGGAUGAUGAUUCAUUCACCGAUGAAGAAAGUGGGAGUGGAGAAGAAUCAGAAUUUGGUGGAUUUGACGAUGAUGAGAUUGAACCAGAACCUCAAACUAAAGGAAUACUAAAAAAUAAGAAAUCUAAAACAAUAAAACCUACUGAUCCAGAAUUACAAAAAUAUGAUGAUGAUAUAGAUUAUUAUGCUAAAAAAUUAGGAUUGAAAAAUGGGGCGAAUUCUCAAUUAAGUAAAACAGAUGAAGAUGAUAUCAUUGGUGGUUUGUUAGAUGGAAUAAAUUUGGAUUUUGAAACAGAAUCAGAGGAGGAAGAUGAUUUUGAUGAGGAGUUAGAAUAUGAAGACAAUCCAUUGGAGAAAUUAAAACAACUCAAAAAGAACAAGAAAGACGAUUUUGUAGAGCCUCCAAGCUCGGCAUUUCUGCAAGAUGAUGAUGAUAUUGAAUAUUAUGCUAAGAAAUUAGGUAUUAAAAAGAAUGCGAAAUUGCCGAAAGGAGAUGACGAUGAUGGUUUAGAUGGUUUAUUAGACGGUUUAGAAUUUGAAGAGGAAGACGAAGAAGAAGAAGACGACGGUGAAGAUGAUUCUUUUGAUGAAGAAACCGAGGAAGAAUUUGAAGAAGAAAGAGAAAGAGAAAACCCGUAUGUUGCACCCGGGAAUGAACAGUCAACAAAUGAUAGUGAAACACCACAAGAACAAAAGUAUAUACCACCUGCAUUACGUAGAAAAAUGGCUUUAGAAGCUGGAAAUCAGGAUUCUGAAGAGGUUUUAAGUUUAAGAAAAUCAAUAAAGGGUCCAUUAAACAAAUUAUCUGAAUCAAAUAUUGGAACUAUAGUGAAUGAUUUACAAAGUUUAUUUUUUUUACAUCCUAGACAAGUAUUAUUUGAAGAAAUUACCAAAAUCGUUUUAGAUAGUGUCAUUCAACAAGGUAGAUUAUUGGAUACUUUUGUUCAUUUACAUGCUUGUGUCAUUGUUGCAUUGUAUAGGUUACAAGGUGUCGAAUUUGGUGCAUUUUUCGUACAAACUUUAGUUGAAAAAUUUGAAUCAUAUCAUGCAAAAGAUAACAAAAGUAAAGAAGCUUCGAAUCUAAUAUCUUUGUUGUCAUCGUUAUAUUUGUUUCAUUUAUUAUCUUCAAAAUUAUUAUAUGACUUGAUCAAGGAACUUAUAAAAAAUUUGAAUGAAGAAAAUGCUGAUUUACUUUUGAGGUUGAUCAGAAGUUCAGGAAAUCAAAUGAGAGCAGAUGAUCCAUCAUCUUUGAAAGAUAUUAUACUAAUGCUUAAUGAUAAAUAUGCUGAACUACCUACAGACCAAAAAACAUCAAGAAUUCAAUUUCUAAUUGAGACCAUAUCGACAUUAAAAAACAAUAAAAUGAAGAUUGUAAAUGAAGGUACUCAUCAAAUUUCAAUAAGACUUAAAAAAUUCUUAAGUACAAUAAAUAACAACAAAGGUGGUGACCCAAUUCAAGUAUCAUUAGAUGAUAUCCACAAUGUUGAUACAAGAGGUAAAUGGUGGUUAGUUGGAUCAGCAUGGAAAGGUAAUGAACCAACAGUUGUUAAUGUUGAUAGUUCAGCUAUGAAUGAUAUAUUAGAUGCUGCCGAACCAAAUUGGAUGGAAUUAGCCAAAGCUCAAAGAAUGAAUACCGAUAUUCGUAGAGCUAUAUUCAUAUCAAUCAUGUCUGCAACUGAUUAUAUGGACGCUAGAACCAAAAUUGAUAAACUUGCCCUAAAAAGAGUUCAAGAAAGAGAUGUCCCUAAAGUCUUAAUUCAUUGUGCUACUAUUGAACCAUCAUGGAACCCAUAUUAUGCAGUGUUGGCAAACAAUUUAUGUGAUUCUCAUUCACUAAGAAAAACUUUUCAAUUUAUGUUGUGGGACCUUAUAAAAGAAUUAGAUGGAAGCACAGAUGAAGAAGAUGAAGAAGAAUCGAAUUUUAUGGGAUUAAACGAUUCAGAUGAAGAAACUAAAAUGAAAAAAAUACUAAAUUUGGGUAGAUUCUUUGGGUUUUUAUUAGCAGAAGGUUCAUUACCAUUACAUAACCUAAAUACCAUUAAUUUUUUAACUGCUUCUCCAGAUACAAACCUAUUUUGUGAAAUUCUACUAGUAACUUUUUUAGAUCAAGUUGGUAAAAAAUCAAGGAAGAACUCUUUGGGGGGUGGGUUGAAGAUUGAUAAAUCUCAAUUAAAUUUCGAUGAUCGCUUGUUGGUUGAAAAAAUUUUAAAAGCAAGAGAACAAGAAACUUUACUUCGUGGGUUACAAUAUUUCUUACAAGAAAAAGUUAAGAACACAGAUUUGUUAACAGGUGAUAAACAAAAAAUUAGAGUGGAUUGGGGUGUGGAUGCUAUGUUUGAUAUUAUUGAUGAAAUCCUAAAAAGUUCUGAGGAGUAUUAA
Molecule: messenger RNA, 3060 nt
Organism: Lodderomyces jiufengensis
Lineage: Eukaryota; Fungi; Ascomycota; Pichiomycetes; Serinales; Debaryomycetaceae
Gene: SGD1
Product: Sgd1p
Exons: 1
Coding region: 1-3060 (1019 amino acids)
Biological process (GO): carbohydrate metabolic process; ribosomal small subunit biogenesis
Cellular component (GO): nucleolus
Molecular function (GO): protein binding; RNA binding; hydrolase activity, hydrolyzing O-glycosyl compounds
Source: RefSeq, a predicted model, not a curated record